AUGAACAUCUCGUACUUCUCUCAGCUCAUACGAAUCGCUCGAAGAAUGAACAAGCUAUUGCUGGUGCUUACAUUCAUCUUAUUUCUUGAUUCCACGUCUGCUCAAUGUCCCUGGGGAUAUUCCUCUCUAAACGGAGAAACUAGAUGUGAGAAUGCUAAUUAUUGUAGGGCGCUAGGAGGUGACACGUAUGAAUGCUUGAAUGGAAGGUGUUGUCGAAUAAACGGAUUAUGUAAUUCACAAGAAAUAGCUAUCGAUGGAGAUUGUUAUGCUAUGAGAAGGUUGGGAGAGAGGUGUUCAUUUUCAGCUCAAUGCCAGCCAAUGGGAUCUUCUGAAUGCUAUAAUGGAAUAUGCAGGCAAAGAACAGACGAUAACGACGAAGUGUGUUUGAAUUCAAACAAUAUAGUAGAAUACACGAAUGGAGUAAUGAAAAAUUGUAUGUAUUCUGAGUGUAGUUAUGGCUUUGGCUGUGAAUAUAGUCAAAUACUGCAGCAAUAUAUUUGUUGUGGAAAUAAUCUGCGAAAACAAUAUGAUUCUUCAUUAGGAGUAGCUCGAAUGUACCCACGCACUUCCAAACCUUUGCUAUGUUCUUCAACCAAUAAUUGCCUUUUUGAUGAUACUCCCAAUUGUGUGUUUUCCAGUCGAUACUCACAUUAUGUGUGCUGUUCUACUUUCAACUGUUAA
Auanema sp. JU1783 is the source of this 681-nucleotide messenger RNA. The record is from the annotation of a GenBank genome assembly. NCBI's taxonomy places the organism in Eukaryota, Metazoa, Nematoda, Chromadorea, Rhabditida, Rhabditidae.